Molecule: messenger RNA, 269 nt
Organism: Mycena citricolor
Lineage: Eukaryota; Fungi; Basidiomycota; Agaricomycetes; Agaricales; Mycenaceae
Source: the annotation of a GenBank genome assembly
CACUUUUUGCACAGUUGUGCAUCAUGGGUCUUUGGGCAUGCAGGUUCCAUGGGCUGUUUGCUUUGUGCAAGAUCAUCGCUUCGCGUCUACCCUGUAUUGCUGGACAUGGUCUGUUGCACAUUUUUUUUUUGUAUCACAUGGUGAUUGGGGUGAUUUGUAUAGUAUGGCAGACUAGCUUGCAGAGAAGAGUGUUGAGGACAUUGCUAUGUUGCGAAGAUCUGCAGGGUAGAUUAGUUAUUUGAAUUUGUACACUGCAGAGAGCCUUGUCU